AAGUCACUGUCGCUCAUUACCUUCAUUUUCAUAAUUGCCAGUCCCCAGCGACCAACAGGCUCACUUCGCAAAUAACACAGCGACAAAGAUGUCACCACUUACCAUAAUUCUCUGGUCUACUUUCGGUGGGCUCUUCUUAGCCACAGCUUUGGUCCUGAUUCUGGUCCCUUCACGAUAUGAGCGGUUAUCAACGAGCUUGGGCCAUGCGUCGGUUUCCGUGCAGAUCUUGGUCCUGGGAGACAUCGGCCGAAGCCCUCGGAUGCAGUACCAUGCGCUCAGCAUCGCCCGGCAUGGAGGAACUGUUCAUUUGAUUGGGUAUGAUGAAUCGCCGCCACAUCCAGAUCUUCUCAAAAAUCCAAAUGUUACAAUUCAUGGUCUAGCAGUUCCGCCAAAAUUUCUCAGAUCGUCCGCCAUCCCUUUCAUUAUCUCCGGACCUCUCAAGGUUCUAUGGCAAGUAAUCACCUUGCUCCGAGUACUGGGCUAUGCGACGCCAGCGUCCACGUGGCUCUUGGUUCAGAACCCCCCUUCAAUCCCAACCCUAGCCAUAUCAUUCAUAAUCUCUAUCCUGCGCAACACUCAGCUCAUGAUAGACUGGCACAACUACGGUUGGACGAUUCUCUCGGGCACGAAGGGCCCAUCCCAUCCCUUCGUAGCGCUAUCCAAAACGUACGAAUGCUUAUUAGGACAAUGUGCACCGACAGCGAAUAUAACCGUGACCCACGCGAUGAAGCGUUCGCUUCUUGGUCCGCCAUACAACAUCACCGAAUCGCCCAUCGUAACACUCCACGACAGGCCCGCAACCAUAUUCCAACCGCUCGCAUCCAAAUCAGAGCGAGAGAGUUUCAUCGCCAAACUGCCCUCUACGGCUCCGUUUGCCGAGAGCAUCUUAUCAGGGAAGACAAAGUUGGUAGUGAGUAGCACGUCAUGGACACCGGACGAGGACUUCUCACUGCUCCUCGACGCCUUGGUGACAUACGCGCAAAAGCCAUCACGCGUGCCCAUUUUAGCCAUAAUAACGGGGAAGGGCCCACAGAAGGCGUACUACGAAGCAGAAAUACAGAGGCUGCAGAAGGCCGAUCGUCUCCCUGGGAUUCACAUUCAGACGGCCUGGCUGUCCAUCAGCGAUUACGCGGGCUUACUGCGCAGCGCCGAUCUAGGUGUAUGUCUGCACAAGUCGAGCUCUGGCGUCGACCUGCCCAUGAAGGUGGUGGACAUGUUCGGGUCAGGACUGCCGGUGGCGGCGUACUCGGCAUACGCGAGCUUCGGCGAGCUUGUGAGGGAAGGCGUAAACGGGCGCGGGUUCGAAACGGCGGACGAGCUCGCGGAUAUCCUAGCAAGACUCCUCGGUGGCGGGGCUGAGAAUGGUAAAGAACUGGCGACGUUGCGGAGGGGUGCCAGAAAGGAGAGCGAGUUGAGGUGGGAUGAGGAGUGGGAUCGCGUUCUCGGGCGUGUCUUCGGGUUUACGGUAUGAAAGUGAUGAGUCGAAGAGAAUGAACAAGAUGAAAGAUUUGAACCAAAGACCUCCCAUCUCAUAUCGUGCUUUUCUCAGGGACUGGAUGACCAAUCAGCUAGCCAUGGAUCCUAAGAUACACAACAAAGCAAUUGCAUUACGAAGGAGGAUGGCGAUAGGCACAUAUGGAUUAAUAAAUUCAACAAUCUGCGAAGAGAAAUGAGUGCCACGGCAGCUAAAUAUAGCAAUUGAAGAGGCUACUAAAUUUUCAUCUCGUAUAGUCAUGCAACAAACUCCGAAACAAUGCCCCCUCGCUAUCUUGGCAAUGAUGCUGAUGAUGACCGUCUUGGUA
Xylaria bambusicola is the source of this 1802-nucleotide messenger RNA. RefSeq names its product family 33 glycosyltransferase. Gene Ontology annotation, molecular function: mannosyltransferase activity. The coding region runs from base 89 to 1471 and encodes 460 amino acids. Gene Ontology annotation, cellular component: endoplasmic reticulum. Lineage: Eukaryota; Fungi; Ascomycota; Sordariomycetes; Xylariales; Xylariaceae. The transcript is spliced from 3 exons. The record is from RefSeq and is a predicted model, not a curated record.